Vicugna pacos (alpaca) is the source of this 10701-nucleotide messenger RNA. Lineage: Eukaryota; Metazoa; Chordata; Mammalia; Artiodactyla; Camelidae. The record is from RefSeq and is a predicted model, not a curated record.
UGACAUUUUAAAGGGAAAAACUGGCAGGAGAGGCUGGAUUGUUUUUAGACAUAAUGGCAUGGAUUUGGAUGUUUGUGCCUAAAGCACCUGUGAUCCUUACAACUUGCAGGGUAAGUGGGGAUCUGUAUGUGUUCCAGGUGAGGAGAGUGAGGGUCCUAGUGACUGAGUGACGUGCCCAAGGUCGGGCAGGACCAGACGAGCCUCCUGACUGUGACUGCAGAGCGCACGGCCUCUCCACCCCUCCCCUGCCUGCUAGUGGACAGGUCUUCCUCGUGGCUCAAGCCCAGGGCAGGAUGCGGGGUUUCUCCGACAGUCCUGUGGGGCCCUGGAGGGGUUGUCUCCUUCCCCAGCAUCUUGCCUUAUGCUGUCCUCGUGGUGGAGGGGCCACGGCACAGCCCUUGUAGCUGACGUCCACCAGUGACAUAAACAGUGCAGCUGGGCGCGAGGUUCCAGCAUCAGACCUCGUGCGGCCGGCUUUGACCUGGGGCCACAGAAUUAGAGAAGUUGCAUUUUCCCUUCGUUGGGCUUUUCCAGUGAUUCCAAAGAGCUUUUAAGUAAGGUUUUGAGACUUCUGAGUUUCAAUGUCUUAGAUUUUGACCCUGAAAACUUAUUGCUGAUGUUCCAGGAGUGAGCCGUGCAGGAGUUCGCAGAGAAACUUCCCUGCUUUGGGGGUGGCAGGGUAAGAGCAGGGCAGGCUGCCGCCAGGUAGCUAAUGUGACUGCUUCGCCUUUGGGGACCUUUUUAUUUCUGGCUCUGUCUCGCCCCCCUUAUCCCCCAUCUCCUCCACUUUCUCGUGUCUCCUUCCAGAGACCUGGUGUCCUUGAGUGUCCCCUGGAUGCCAGCCCCCACGGGCUGUGCUUCCGUCCCUGCUUUCCACUCUUCCUUCCUCCUGCCUUUUCAGACCCCCUUCGGGGGGGACCUGAUAGGCUGGUCUGUUCCCAGGUCCUCAGAGCCGAUGACAACACCUCUGCCAAGGGCUUUAUAUUUAGAAGGAAGGUGCUCGGAAGAAAUGAGUCUGUAAUGGUGAGAUGUGGGGCUUUGAGGCUCGAGUGUGGGAAAAGCUUUUAUUUAUGGCCUGGUUUUCAAGUCAGGUUCCACUUCAGGGUUAGCCGUGACAAGGAGGCGAAGACAGCGCGCUCAGGGACGAAAGGCGGCAGGGACAGUAGAUGUUGUGUCCCUGAGGGCAUCAAGGUGGUGGUGUUGCAGCUCCUGUUUUUUGUGUGAGGUGCUCUGAGGGGGUUGUCACUAGCCCUCACAAGAACAGUGAUGGGGUUGCUACUGUUGUCCUCCCCAUUUCACAGAUGAGAAAGCCAAGGAAGGGAGAGGCUGAGAGACAUGCCUCCCGUCUCAGCUUGUAAGGGCAGGGCUGGCGCACAGACCCAGGCAGAUCCAGUCUGGGUACCACGCUGCACUCCCGUGCUGUCUCCCCACCUCCUGGUCCGGGACGGCUCUCAUCCUUCCUUGUUUCAUGUGUGGUUUGGUGGCAUCUUCGUAGCUCUCAAAAGGCAGCGUGAUCCCAGUGCCUAGUGUGGGGCGCUGGGGAUGCUCCACGUUGUACGAGAGAGAAGAACCUCAUGGAAGAAAAGCCUUCAACCCUGGGGCUCCCUGGGCUCCUUCCCCUGCCUUUCAGUGUCCAAACAAAGGACCCAGACAUUCCACCAAAGGAGUCAUCUCCAACAGCAGCUGAGAGAAAUGGUAGGUUUGUAGGGGAAAGAAGCGGAGAGCAGGGGAUUAUUUUUCCUCCUUGUCACCGAAUCCACAUGGGGAAGCCCGUGAGUGUCCCCCUUAGUGACAGCCUUUUGUAGACCAGGUGUGCACUGAGGCGUCAUCCUGGCCUUUGCAUCACAGCCAGGCGUGACUCAGAGCCAAUGACUCACCAGUGACAAAAAUGACCAGUGAGCUGGGGGAAAAUGAGAAUCUAGAAACAGCAGAGCAAACGGAAAAUGCCAAAGUAAAUGAGCUGGGAGGGCUGCUGUUCCGCUGACGUCCUUGAGUGAGUGAGGGGCUUGGGGGCGGGGCCGAGCCGGGAAACUAAGAUACAAAAACAGGGCCCAAGAAAAGUGAGUGAAAACCUCACGAGAGAAGAAAACUGAACUGGGAGUUGAUAGUAAAUACCAAGAAUGAAGUAAAAGAAUUAAAUGGGAACAGAACAGCGACGAACCUCAGGCCCCUGCCCCCUGAUUUUAGCUUAAUUUGGGUGGUUGUACAAAGGAAAAAGGAAGCCAGUUAAUGGAGGAAAGCUGCUCUGGCCCCCUGAACUUGAUCAGGCAGCAGAAUCACUCAGCAUCCUGAGGCUCGAUUUGGGUAGUCAAAAAAAAUACUUACCUGCCCUCGUAGGGGAAAGAGGUCUUCUACAUAAUCAAAGUGUAACAUAAGGGGGACUGACGAGGCUCCCAUACCCCACGGGGAAAGGCAGCAUCUCGGACUUCACCUCUGAGGUCACCUGGAGUGCUGACAGCUGAGGGGUCCCUCAGGGUUGACACCUCCUGCCCAGUGGUCCUGCUCUGUCCGCGCCUGCAUGCCUGCCUUCUCUCCAGACAGCCACCAGAGCGCAGCAUCUCUGUAAAGUCUAAAUCCGAUCAUGGUGUUCCCAUGAUGCAGACCCUCUGGUGCUCUCCCAGUUGCUCCUGGGAAGAAAUCUCAACUCCUUAACUUGGCCUCCAAGCCCCUGCUUAGUGCACAGCCCUCAGCCCUGCCGUCCUCAGCUGGGCCGAGUUCAUUCCCACCGCAGAGCCCGGGAACUUGCCAUUUCCCCGGGGCCGGAUGCUGGUGGUGGAGGUCUCUCAGGACGAGGGAACAGGAGGACGGGCUGAGCCACGUGCACGGGCUGAAGCUUCUAGCAGCCACAGUGAAUGAGCAAGCAGGCCCAAUGAUCAACAUAAACAUGGUUCACGAGGCAGCUUACUUUCUCCUUCUGCACCAAGCCUGGGAUUGUGGUCAGCACGCUGCCAUUUGGAUGAGCCACGUUUCCUGGCUCAGUAGGCACACGGGGCGUGUGGCCGCGGAGGGACAGCGCAGCGCUGACCCGCACGUGCCGUGGCUUCACUCAGCCUCUACGACGGACUGCAGCGAUGUCCGCUUUCCUCUGUUCUCCGGCGAGAACACACGCUCCCUGGAGCCUGGACUUCUGUUUGUCCUGUUCACCGGGCGCAGCGCCUGACGCACUGUAUAUCCAGAAUAUUUGCUGGGUGAUCACACGAACAUCUGACCAAACAAACGAAACGCACCUCCGUCCUCUCCAUGUCCUGGAGACAGCUGAGUACUAGUGCCGUUUGGAGCCUCCUCUCAUCAAGGGAAUUCCGUGCACAAGGUUCCCUGUUUCCUGUAGGUCCCUAACUCUCUCACAUCGGGACUCGUGUGUUGUCAGAGACCCAUUGUGACUAUUCUUUUUUGGGCUUGUUUUGGGAGGUAGCAGCAAUACUGCAAGAAGGAUUUUCAAGAGGAAGCAGUUAGCAGGAUUGAGAUGCUGGUGGUGGUACUGCUCGAAGCUAAUCCAGAUCAGGGAUUUUCAACCGGGAGCACCAUCUAGGGACAGUUUGGGGUCACGACUGGGAGGUGCUUCCCGCCUCCGUGCUGCUAACCGAGCUACAGUUGGCACGCGGGACAGCCCUCCCUGCAGAGAAGCGUCAGCCCCGCCGUGGGUCUGCCUGACUCACGCUGGCAGCUAGCUGCCUUUCUGAUCUGCCUCUGGUAACGUCAGGGAGCUUGUUAGUUUCUGGAAACUUGACAGGUUCUGUGUCGGCCCCAUCUUUUCAUUCCCUUCUCUCUGUCCUGUAAACCUGCUCCUACUUACCAUUUUCUCUCCUCAAAGGAUGGACCAAACAGGGGCUGCCUCUGGCUGAGCAUUUGAGAUGAAAGAAAAUCAGCUCCGCUUUCACACCGUAGAUUAGAAUUCUGCAGAGAAGCCAUCUGGAGCAGCCAGCACCUGAGAGCCGUGGGGCGGUACACCUGAAGCAGCCCUGGGACGCUGUUCAGAUGCCUUUGUAGCAGAGCAACAGCAGAAACCCAUUUCUCUUCACUUUCAUUCAAGAGCAGCACAUCUGGUGGCUUGGGGACACUGAAGAAACAGGAGCCGAGAUGGAUGGCAGAGGGCAGAGUUACAGAACUUUCUAGAGUCUCUCCAGGGGCCUGUCUGAUUGCCCAAGAAGCCUUAGGGCCACGUGAGCAGCCCCAGAGGACUCCUCCCCAGUGGCCAGCAGCAACCAAGCAGCUCACACGCGCUCAGCCGCAGGCUCCCUCUGACUCGCCUGGGAACCCCGUCUGCCGGCCUCCCCACCCGCCCGGCGUCCUCGCAGCCUGCCCAGUCGAGCCAUGGAGGCCCCCGAGGUCCCUGUGGGCUCACUGAUUGACUUUGGGGCUGAGCCAUCCUCCUCCUCGCCCCUGGAGGCGCUGCCCCCAAAGCUGCAGGAUGGGGACAGCUCCCCGGGUGAGGGCGCAUCAGAGAGCGAGACUACGGAGUCUGCAGACAGCGAGAACGACAUGGGCGAGUCGCCCUCGCACCCGUCCUGGGGCCAGUACCGCCGCUCCUCCUCCAACGAGUCCUUCUCCUCCAACCAGAGCGCUGACUCGGCCAAGGACGAGGAGCCGCUGGAGCUCCGGGAGUUCAUGCGCAGCUACGUGGAGAAGAUCUUCUCCGGAGGGGAGGACUUGGACCAGGAGGAGAAGGCCCGGUUUGGAGAGUACUGCAGCAGUGAGGACGGGAAAGGCCGGGAAUGGUUCGCCCGGUAUGUGAGUGCCCAGCGCUGCAACGCCAGAUGCGUCUCGGAGCCGGCUUUCUACCGCCUGGUGCAGUCCUUUGCGGUGGUCCUGUUCGAGUGCCACCAGAUGGACGACUUCGGGCCGGCCAGGAACCUCAUGACCAUGUGCUUCACCUACUACUACAUCGGUAAACCACACCUACUCCGCUCAGAAUCCAAGGAGAAGCCGGCUGGGAGCAUCGACUCCUACUUGAAGUCGGCCAAUAGCUGGUUAGCCGAGAAGAAGGACAUCGCGGAGCGGCUGCUGAAGAGCACAUCGGGCAAGACAGAGAGUGUCAAGGGCUUCUUUGGGCUGGAGACCAAGGCGAAGGGGCCCUUGGUCAGGAGAAGCGAGGAGGAUGAGGGCAAGCCCCAGGAGAAGCCUCAGAAGACGGUGACUGUGUGCAGCCCGGAAGAGGAGAGCAGGGGGGAGAAGAUCUACCUGUACACGCACCUGAAGCAGCAGCCCAUCUGGCACACGCUGAGGUUCUGGAAUGCGGCCUUUUUUGACGCUGUCCACUGUGAGAGGAGGAAGCGGUCCCCCACGACCAGAGGGGAUGCUGGAGAGGAGGAGAAGAAGAGGGAGAGGUGGAGCCACAUGACCCAAGAGGAGCGGGAUGACAGCCUGCGCUUCAACGAGAACAUCACCUUCGGGCAGCUGGGCACGUUCACACACAACAUGCUGGCAUUCGGGCUGAACAAGAAGCUGUGCAAUGACUUUCUGAAGAAGCAGGCAGUGAUUGGCAACCUGGACGAGGAGCAGUACAAGCUGCUGAGCGACCACAUCGAGCAGACGGCCACUGAGUAGCCGCGAGAGGUGGCCCAAGGCACCCUCAGGACUGUGGCGCACGCUGCUCUCCUGGGCCAGCGGCUGGCCGUCACUCCCCUGCAUGGCAUCGGCAGCACCUGGAGCCGCUCCACGCCACCCUAGAACUAGCGGUUAGAAGAUUCUGGUCGCCCGUCCUCUCCACCUCCCCUCUGCCUGUGUCUGCUCCCCUGUCCACGUGCCAAAGUGUCCCUGGGAUUACACGGCUAAAACUGAGGUGACUGUCCACACCUCUGGCAUCAGGCCUGUGGCCGAGACAGCGGAGGAGAGAGGAUGCCUGGUCCAGGGCAGGCGCAGUGUCAGUCACAGCCUCCUGGGGGAGAGGGUGGGGCAUCCGUGGGAAGGAGGGGUGAAGGCAGCCGUGAGCCAGCACAUGCUGGUGACUCGGGGCAGUCGUGGGUGACGAUCUGGGGUCCUCCCCUGCAGGGAUCUGGGGUUCUUCUCACAGUCAGGGCUCAUGCAGAGGUGGCAGUGGGCCUUUCUGCAUCAGUCUAGGGCUGGUGCUGGCUCUUCCCCGGCUCCCCCCUCCAUGUGACAGGGACUGGAGUGACAGGAUCCUCAAGGAGGAGAGAGACGGGGACAGAGGACACUUUUUCCUGGCUGCAGAAGGCCUGGCCACAGUUGGGUGUGUGUGAGUGCUUUGGAGACGUCACAGGGAACCUAGGGGCCUGUGUCAGGCCAUCUAAGAGGUUCCUGGGCUCCUGGUAUCUUCCUUCUGAGCAGAGGAACUUCUGCCAUUCGAUCCUGGGGGUACCUUGGGGCUGUGCACCCCGUGACGAAGCACAGAAAAGUUUUUUCAGCAACUUCAAGACAGCCCGCCCUUUCUGAAGCACACAGUGUUGCUCUUGAUUUCAAAAAAGACAGAAAGGUCUGUGUCAGUGCUACAGAUGGCGGGGCAGGGGCGGCUUCUGGCGGCGACCACGUGAGAUGGGUUAGUAAGCACUUGGGAGCCUCAGCCCCCCGCCCAGCGGCCCGGGGCCUGGAGGCUCUGAGGACUCUGCGGACGCCCCUGGCCGGCUCGUGCCGGUGCCCGGGAGCCGGGGCUUUGCUCCCUGGGGUUGCACCGGGCACAGUCACCAGUCUGAGGGCACUGGGUCUGACAGACAGGCUUCCAGCAUGCCGGCUGCCCUGCUGUGGAUACUCCAUCUGCCUGGGUUCCUCUGUCCGCCCCCAGCUCGUGCUGUCCCUCCUGCCUUUGUCCCCAUCCUGUUCUCCCUCCCACCUUCCCCGGCUCGCCGUCCAGUCGCUGUGUCCUCUGGAGCACAACAGACCAUGCCUGGUCCUCAGCUCUCUCCAGUGCUCAAGGUCUCCCUCGUGCCCCGCUGGACUGUUCCCGGGUGUUGGAUGAGCUGUAGGACGUGUGUCUUGGUGAUCACAAGAGAGGUGACAUGAAGCAUGGGUGUGACAUGCUUCUCCUGGAGGACUGGGGGGCUGGGGCUUCAGAAACCCCACUGUUUUUAUGAUGAUGCGUGCGUGUGUGUGUGUGUGUGCACACGUGUGUGACUUCAGCCUCUCUGGCCCUGUCACUAAACAAAGCACAACUGUGUCACCGGUUUGCCUGUCCCGCGCGGGGGCAGGUCACCCCCACCCUGAUGUCAGGCCCAGGGAUAGUGCAUGUCUCCAGUGAAUGCAUUUCAGAGAAAUCACAUCCAGUGGCCAGGCGUGCAGGCCUGCAUGCCUCCUGCAGGCAAUGCAGCCCCUCCUGAGACCUUCAGCUAUAACCCCUGGGUGCACUGUGUUCCCUCCAGCACCCCAGCAAGCCCCUCAGGGGCGCUCUCCCCAGCUUUCCUCGUCAUUUCUUAGUGGUUAGUUGAAAUGCAUUAAGACUUUAUUCUAAGGUGCCCAAAAGACUUAUCCUUGUAUAUAUCAGAUUUUUGUAUGGAUAUUUGAUUCGGUCUGAUUUCUCGGAGAAGGGAUUCGGUUCUGAGAGUCUUUGCAGGAGUGCUGAGGGGUGCAGGGCAGCUCUCUCCCCCCUGGGGGCGGGGGCUGGGAGGGCCCCCACAGCCUUGGAAGGAAAUGCAGCUUUGAUGUCUUCAGUUUUUUCCAAGCACUUUAACUUCACAAUGAUCUUGAGACUUUUUUUCCAUAUAGGCCCCUUGAAAUAGCAAUUGAAGUAGAGGCAAGGGUUGCCAUGGGUUCGUGUUCGUGUAGAUCUAUCUGCUCAGAGUGGAAUUAGUCUGACCUCUGAGGUGCUACCUGUCAUGCUCAGCACCAGGAGGGGGCACUACAGAGUGACGAUGUCGAGGUGGCUUGGAGGCUGCUCUGCUGUCUGUCUCCUGUUGGCAGCUGCCAUUGGCUGGACAUUUCACUUUGGAGUGUCUGGCCAGUGUCACCAGAGGGGACACGGCAUCCCGAGUGGAGGCCAGCAGCUUGCCUCACUGAGAUUUCCUCUCUGUGACAUAGUCUCUUCCCCUCGGACCUGCCAGAGCAGACCCGGAGCACACUUUCCAAGGUCCCAGUGCGCAGAGAAGUCUCACCUCGCCGGACACACAGGAGGCUUUACAGAAAUAGCUCAGGACUCUGAGACUCGGUGCAGGAAGCGUUGGGUCGUAUCCAAGAAGAGAGUUUCCAGUCCCAGCAGGAUCGGUGUCCCAAGCCAGGAGUUUCGAAGGUCUGCAUUAGCAAAGGAAUUUCGGGUUUCCUGCUGUCUGUCCUUCGGGGCAGUGUGAGUCGUAGGGAGCCAAAAACAGUUCACUCUUCCAAGUAAAAAGUCCCCUGCUUUGGAAACGGUGAUAUUGAGAUGUGGCUUUGUAUGUUUUAGGCCAUUAUUAACAAUUUUAGCAAUACUGAUAGAUGUUUAAGAGGCCAUGUUAAUGUUCAGAUUGUAUCUACGGGGGGGGGGGUGGUGUGUGUGCGCGCGCGCCCGCGUGCCUUUAACCAAAGGCAGAAGAGAGCCAAGUUCCAAUAUUGUGAGUUACUCGUAAAGUGAAAUGGAGUAGACUAUGAUUUUCCAUUUGCCAAAAAACAAAGCAGGCCCAAGAGCCCUUGAAUUACCAAAAGGAGGACUAGGAAGAGUCCAGUUGCUGAGUUUUGUGUCCAAAUAAACCCUGAGAUGGUCCGGGUAAUGGGCAAGCCCCUGGGGUUUAGGACAGAGACCCUGGGUGGGCAUCAGAGAAGCCACCUGGCCUUUCUCUUCCCUCCUUCCUGGGAGUGGAGGCCAGGGGAGCCCACACCCUCCUGCCCUCCCCGGUUAGACAGCAGGGUUCACUGCUGUGCAGAGAAGGUGACAGCCCCGAGGUUUGCUUUUCUGUGAACUGUUUCCUGUGGGUUAAGCUAUCAUCCCAAGCACCUAGUAUCCCAGCCUCCCGGUGCAAGCAGCACGGCGCCCACACCACAGAGGGUUUGGCACGGGUUUUGUUUAACCAUAACCAGAGGUCAGGAUGGCAGCUACAAGCCUGACCCUACUGGCCCUGACUGCACCCUGACUAGUUGGCUUUUUAAUUAGAGGGGAUCUGGACAGAGCCGCGUGGUUAGAUAGCUGUAUUUACCUGAUUUAGAUAGUGUACCAAAUCACCUUGAGACAGCUGAGCAGCCAGGGGGCCGAGUCAUUUGCCAGAAUAGCGGGGAGUUCGGGAAGCAGGGGCCGAAGACAGGAGGUCGGCGAGGCCCAGUCCCCACUGCGGGAGAGGAUCCAGCUGGGGGUCGCAGGGUGGUCUCUCGUCUCGUCUUCCUCAGUUCUUCUCAGCCCCCGAGUCCUUCUUGCCCUCCCCUCCCCAUCCUUCCAGUUCCCUUGAACCACUGCCUGUCCGACUCGGCCGUCUCACCCCAUUUCUUCCUUUUUAUGACUCUCGAGGGUGGGUUUCACUUGGAAGGCUUUCGGCUGAGCUCCCCCAGGAAGGGGACUGUACUGGUGAGAAGCAGCCCUGAUUGACUGGUGUGCAGGGUGCAGACCUGGGGCGGAGCCAGGUCUACCCAAGCCACACAGGCUGCACAUCCCAUGUACUUGAACUUGUCCUGGUUGCCAUGUGGCCUGAAGCAGGACUGUAGGCCCUCCAGAUAACAAACGGGAGAAGCAUCUCCAGAUGGUUCAUGUCCAGGAGUCCCCUCGAUGCUGAGGCUCUCCCCGGGGCAGAGUUCCCCAGGCCUCGUUCUGUGCCAGGCCUCCCUGCUGUCCUCGGGGAGGGAGGCACCCACAGCGUGCACCCCGCCUGCCUGGGCCCCUGAGUGACCUGGCACAGGCCUGUGCUCCCAGGUGGCUGAUCUGUUUGAGCUCUGAGCUUGAGGUGAGCAAAGGGCUCAGGAGGGGACCCUCCCCCUGGCUGUGUCCUGGGAGUUCAAGGAAGGCAGUGCUCCCACCAAAGAGUUCUUGAUUACUGUUGAAAGGGGGAGCCUCAUCAUUUCCAGGAGAGAGCCAGAGGGUCUGGCUUUGCCUCUUUGUCUCCCAUCACUCCCCGCAGGACCUCUGGCCUGUGCUGCAGGGUCAGACCCAGGUGCUCUCCCAAGCAGGACUGGGGUGGGGGCUGAGCUGGAAGCAGGGCUCCUGAUGGUGAAGCCCCUUGGACCGCAGUCCGCCCUUGCCCUGGGGGCUGCGAUGUUCCCUCCUUGGUCUUGCAUGAUGUGCUUGUGAAAACGAAAGGGUAGCGCGCGGCGGGCUCAGUUCCUACACACAUUCCUGUGCUGGAGGCUUCGGUUCUCCUCCCCACAGAGCCGCCAGCCAGCCUGGGGCCGCCCCUUCUGUGGACGCCUGGAGGAGGACAGGUCAACACUAGGAGAUGCUAGAAACCCAGACAGCAGACACACAUCCCCUUAAAAUGCGUGAGCAUGGGAGAGCUUUGCCACCCUCAACUGAGGCUUCUGGCACUUUCUGCAGGGCUCUCCUGCGCGCUUCUCUGUUUCUUUCCCAUCAUCUGUCUCGGACCUGAACCCACCGUUGCCACACCCACAGUUGCCCUUAGUGGCCCAGAAGUAGGGGUCAGUGAUACAGGUACGUGAUGUGUUAUGUGGACAGUUAUGCAAUUCCGUGUCCCAUAGGGUGGUGUGCUACAGACUAUAUUUUAAGGUGGAGAAAGUUUCAAGGUUGAAGAUCUCAGAGCAGUGCUAAAAUCAAAGCUGUUUCCUGUGAAGAAAAAAAGUAUGUCUAUAUAUUGCACCUCAGAUUGUCAGAAGGUGGAAACUGAAAUAAAUUAUCUUUAAAAAAAG